This is a messenger RNA of Nicotiana tabacum (common tobacco), 417 nucleotides long. NCBI's taxonomy places the organism in Eukaryota, Viridiplantae, Streptophyta, Magnoliopsida, Solanales, Solanaceae. The record is from RefSeq and is a predicted model, not a curated record.
AUGGCGAACAAUGAGCUCGGAAAUUUGCCUUUGGGGGACUUAGACGGUGAGGAGGAACAAGUAGAUGAGGUACCUCAAGAGCCACAAUCCAAUCGGAGAGGCCGGGUACCACAUGACAAUGAGCCCAUUCCACCCCUACCUCCACCACAAGCGGCUCAAUACCGGAUAUUGUCCAACGAAGUGAAUGCUAAUCGAACGGAUUGGUCCAAGAAUCUUGAUGAUGUAUUAUGGGCUUAUCGGACUGUUAACAAAACAUCUAUCGGAAUUCAUCCAUACCAGUUGGUGUUCGGAAAAUCUUGGCAUCUUCCGAUGGAACUAGAGCACAAAGAAAUAUGGACUCUAAAGAAGUUGAAUCUUGAUUGGGAUGUAGCCGCUAACUUGCGGGUGACACAUUUGAAUGAGUUGGAUGAGUUCUGA